AUGAAACCCCAUCAAGAACUCGCAUCCCUUGGAAGCAGCAGAAGCUUCAACAAUUUCAACUACAAAAGCGCAGGAAAGAAUAUCACCCCAUCGAACUUUACUACUUGCCUCUCGAUUCCUGCUGAAAACCCAGAAAUCUCUGAUAAACUCCUUCGAUCAAUCUCCUCUUCAUCGUCCCCACGUUCUGCAUUCCAAAGUUUCCACAGUGUUCGUUCCAGGUUCUCUUCCCUCCUCCGUUCCUUUAUCAAAAUGAUGGCUUUCCCCAAUAUCGUCCCAACUCGCCUCUCUCUGACACAUACCAUUGGCCGUAAAGUAAUGGGAACUCUCUUUGGCAACCGCCGGGGGCACUUCAGCUUCGCCGUCCAGGAUGAUCCUCGGUCUGAACCGGUUUUGCUACUGGAACUGGCCAUGUCUACCUCUAGUUUGGUCAAAGAAAUGUCGUCGGGUUUGCUCCGGAUUGCGCUCGAGUGCAAGAAGGUUCCAAGUCGAACCGGCAAGCUGUUGCACGAGCCUGUGUGGACCAUGUAUUGUAACGGGAGGAAGAACGGUUACGCGGUGGGGCGCACAUGCAAUGAGUCAUAUUGGCACGUGUUGAGCACCAUGCAAAGCGUGUCGGUGGGGGCCGGGGUUAUUCCGGCGGUAGAGGAUGCAGGGAAAGAUGGUGGGGGUGAAGGUGAGGUGUUGUAUAUGAGGGCUAAGUUUGAACGAGUGGUGGGGAAUCGUGAUUCAGAAGCGUUUUACAUGGUGAAUCUUGAUAGCAAUGUUGGCCCUGAACUCAGCAUUUUUCUUCUUAGAAUAUGAACAUA
This is a messenger RNA of Hibiscus syriacus, 806 nucleotides long. RefSeq names its product protein MIZU-KUSSEI 1-like. The transcript has a single exon. The coding region runs from base 1 to 801 and encodes 266 amino acids. Gene Ontology annotation, biological process: hydrotropism. Lineage: Eukaryota; Viridiplantae; Streptophyta; Magnoliopsida; Malvales; Malvaceae. The record is from RefSeq and is a predicted model, not a curated record.